Molecule: messenger RNA, 4562 nt
Organism: Vombatus ursinus (common wombat)
Lineage: Eukaryota; Metazoa; Chordata; Mammalia; Diprotodontia; Vombatidae
Gene: DCLRE1A
Product: DNA cross-link repair 1A
Exons: 10
Coding region: 905-4027 (1040 amino acids)
Biological process (GO): interstrand cross-link repair; protection from non-homologous end joining at telomere; double-strand break repair via nonhomologous end joining
Molecular function (GO): damaged DNA binding; 5'-3' DNA exonuclease activity
Source: RefSeq, a predicted model, not a curated record
GGAAGAUGUUCCCGCCUCAAAACAAGCACAAAGUUAAGAAAAUCGAGGUGUGAGUAGAAUGGAAGAGGCCGUGUCCUGAAUUAAGGGUUAGGGAGACUCGCAAAAAGAGAAACAAAGAAUUCUGUCAGUUGUCCCCCGGGAUGUGGAAAGUGCUGGAGCGGACGAAAGUGGAAGAUGCUGGAUUGUUCCCAGAAGCCGAAUCUGUUCAGUGCCCACUGCUUUGAAUGAUAGUGCGAUUUCUUGCUGCUACAGGGAAUCAUCUUUACCCACCUCCAAACAAGAAGAUAUGGCCAUUUCCUUUUUGGAACAGUUCUUGCACCAAUUAACUAGGAGAAAAAAUUAAUGAUUUUGUUUUGAGAGUAAUUUAGACAUAUAUACAUUUCGGACAGAGUUUAUCCCUUUUACAACAUUAUUUGUAUGUUAAAAUAGUGAAUUUUGGAAUAAUUUAAUGCCUGGAAAUUCUGAAAUUUCCUUAAAUGCUUGAAUUUGGAAAUAGUUCUAAUUUAUAGAUUUAGGACUAUGUCUUUGCUUGUUUACAACAACUCAAGUUAACUCUCAGAAUGAACCAGCAACAACAAAUAACUAAUCAUUAUAUAUGUGAAACCUUUGAAAUUUUAUUGUGGUAUAAAAACUACUGCAGAUUUUGUUUUUUUGUUUUUUGUCUUUUUUUGGAAGCAGAAAACUACUGCAGGUUUUUCUUUGAGGCAGAGUUUGUAUUUUCCCAAGCUCAGUGUAUUGGACACACCACUCAUUUUUUAAAGCUUUAAGCUUUUUCAGUGGAUUUAAUUUUUUGUCUUUUAUUUUUUUAAAAGACAAUAAUUGCAGUUAUGGUAAUUUUAUAUCAAAGCUUGAACUCCCAAUUCAUCUAGGUUUGGUAUUGUUUUGAUGAUACUGCUGCAUUAUCAUGUCAGAUGAAAACUUAUUGGAAGAAGAUAUCUGGGAAUAUAAAUCCAUAAGAAAACGAAAAUUGGGAAAAUCAGAUGUUUCUAACUCUGUUCAAAAGGCUACAGAUGGUAAACGCAAAUCAAAAAGAUGUGAAAGUAAAAACAAAAGGACUGUGGAAGUUAAGGAAAAGUCUAAGGAUGAUGAAUUACAUUUAGGAGAAAGAGGUUCUCAGACACUUGUGUCUGAACCCAAUCUAAAUACUAGCAGUAAUAUUCAGCAGUCCCCGGGUAAGGUAACUGCAAAAGCAAAGCUUGGAAAGACAGAUAACAAAAAACUGACCCCAACAAAGCAGCAUCCCGUUUAUAGUGGACACUGUCCAAGUUGCCAAAUGCCUUUUUCCUUGUUGCUGGGUCAAACACCUCGGUGGCAUGUUGCUGAAUGUUUAGAUGCUCCACGGUCCUCAGAAAGAGAAUGUCCUGAUGGUCUUCUAUGUACUUCUGCAGUUCCUUCUCAUUACACACUGUAUGCCCAUUUCCUGCUAGCUCAAAGUAGAGCAGGGAAUGAUUUUUUUAGCUCUCCAACUUCUAUGUCAAGCAGCAAGCUUCUUGGUUCCAAUGAUACUAAAUCAAGCUUUCUCUGUAGCCUAGAGGAAAGAUGGACUCAGUGUCAGAAACAAACAGAGAAUGCAAAAAAUGUUCCAAAUGAUCCCUUGUUGAUAACAUUGAGUCCAAGAAAAUUUCAGUCUCCAAAUGAAACCAAUAAAAAGAUUUCAUUUUCCACAAACAUCUCAAAAUUCCAACAGACUAUGCAGUUCACAGAAUUUGUUGAUAAUGACAAACUUGAGAGCUCUGGUUUUCUUCUUGCUGAUGGAGAAUUAGACAGAUUGAAUAGCUCAGAACAUUUGAACCUUCCACUGCCAGAAGCUGAUCUCAGUGACUGUGAAAUCUCCUAUUCUCCUCUCCAAAGUGAUGAAGAAACUUACGAUAUAGAGGAGCAGCUAGAAAAUUCACAAAAGGAACUGUGUAUUACUGAAAACUCUGAAAAUUACAGCAUUGACGAUGAGGAUGACAGCUGUAUCUUGUUUAGAAGACUUUGUGGAACCUUACAAGAGGAAUAUAAACCUGACUGCAGGAAAAUGAACAGUUACAUAAACCAGAAUGAUGAAGAAUUGAAUAUACCUCCCACUUUAAGUGAUGUGUCUAAACCUGUUUCCCAAAAUGAGAGGAUGAAGUCUUGUGAGCCAACGUGUGCCACUAAUCAUUUUAGAUGCUUUCCAACUUCUUUAACUGGGGACCUGAAUUCUACCAAUUAUCAAGUCAAUAAAGAGGGCCCUGAUGAGCCAAAAUUGUUCUCAUCCCAAUCAAGUAGAGGGAGUGUGUCUACUGAAGAACCAGCUGCUUGCAGUUGGGCUUCUCAGCAAUUACUUAACAGUGAAAUGUCAAAGUCCUUGGAAAGCAAGGAAGAAAAGGUUUUUUCUCCUCAGUCAACUCAAAGUGAAAUGAUAGAAGAAUCAAAUAGAUCCUUUUAUGGCAAAAAGAAUAAUCAUAUAAUAAAGUUUUGCAGAGAAGCAUUAGAUAGUAAGGCAGGUAUUAAGGCUUCAGUUUUAGACAUGGAAGCUUUUCAUAAUAAAACUACUGAACAUAUGUCUAUGGAGAUAUUGCUGCCAUGUACUCCCAACUCUAACACAAGACCAUCUUCUACUAAAGUAUUAAAACAAAUGGAUAUAGGUGUGUUUUUUGGGUUACCACCAAAAGCAAAGGAGGAGAAAACGCCAGAGAAAAGUGCUUUGAAAAGAACAAAAAAUGCAAGUCCUAAUGAAAAGCGGUCUGGACAGAACAAGAGGAAAAGGGAAGGAUCUCUGGGUGAUUCGGAACUUGAUGCACACAACUUAAAUAGAACUAAAACCUUUGAGGAAUCAUCCUGUGAAAGGUCACAAAGAAGAAAAAGAUUUAGAAAGUCAGCUGUAAAAGAAGAAAAGACACAAUUGGGAGAAACUGAUGAGCUCAUGAAUAAGAGAGAACUAGUGACAAAUAAGGUAGCUAAAGGUGGAUCACAGAAGUGGAGAACAAGGUUGCAAGAUUCAAUUUAUACUGAAGGAGGCUUGAGGGAAAAGAAAUGUCCCUUCUAUAAGAAAAUACCAGGAACUGGCUUUACAGUUGAUGCCUUUCAAUAUGGAGCAAUAGAGGGUUGUACAGCGUAUUUCCUCACACAUUUUCAUUCGGACCAUUAUUCUGGCUUGUCAAAAAAAUUUACAUUCCCAGUUUAUUGUAGCAAGAUAACAAGCAAUUUGGUAAAGAGCAAACUUUGUGUGCAAGAACAGUACCUCCAUCCCCUGCCAAUGGACACUGUGUGUAUAGUAAAUGGUAUCAAAGUUGUUUUGCUUGAUGCUAAUCAUUGUCCAGGUGCUGUUAUGAUCCUUUUUUAUCUUCCAAAUGGGACUGUUACAUUGCACACUGGAGACUUCAGAGCAGAUCCUUCCAUGGAACGCUGUUCUCUUCUUGCUAACCAGAAAGUCCACACGCUUUACUUAGACACCACAUAUUGCAGCCCAGAAUAUACUUUUCCUUCUCAGCAGGAAGUUAUCCAGUUUGCUAUCAACAUUGCCUUUGAGACUGUAACUGUAUCCCCACGUACUCUUGUUGUCUGUGGUACUUAUUCUAUUGGAAAAGAGAAAAUAUUCCUAGCAAUUGCUGAUGUUUUAGGUUCCAAAGUUAGCAUGUCCCAGGAAAAGUACAAAACACUACAGUGCUUGGAGCUUCAGGAAGUUAAUUCCCUCAUUACUACAGACUGGAGCAGUGCAUUAGUACACCUUCUUCCUAUGAUGCAAAUUAAUUUUAAGGGUUUGCAGAACCAUUUGAACAAGUGUGAUGGGAAAUAUGAUCGCAUUUUGGCUUUCCGACCUACGGGGUGGACACAUUCUGAGAAGUUUGGCUGUUUAGCAGAUAUUGUUCCCCAAACCAAAGGAAAUAUUUCGAUAUAUGGAAUUCCUUACAGUGAACAUAGCAGUUACCUAGAAAUGAAGCGCUUUGUCCAGUGGCUAAAGCCACAAAAAAUCAUAUCUACAGUAAAUGUUGGUUCCUGGAAAUCCAGGAAUACGAUGCAGAAAUAUUUUAGUGAAUGGAAGCAUGAAGCUGGCUAUUGAUUAAAAGACUGAAAAAUGACAUUAAGCUGUCUAACCCCAGAUGUGGAUUUUUUUUUCUCCUAAGUAUAUAAAUUCCCUAGUCCACUUACCAUGAAUAUAGGUGCACUUUAUUUAAAAACCACAUAAAUAUCAGUAAUUUUUCUAUCAGCCUUAUUUUCUCACAAUUUACGUCUGUGAUGCUGACUAGCUGCCACCCUGAGGCUUCGGUGAGAAAGUGACAGUGUUUUUCUGCUCUGUGUAAAACUUCCUUAAAAUCUAUUUUCUGUGGCCUGUAAGAAGACAGCAAGAGCAGACUAUUAAUCAUUUUCAAGGACUUUCUCUCCUUUUUUGUAACUCUUCCUUAGGAUCCUGUCUGGCCUGUGUAGAUGAAUAUGUAGUUAUCUUCAUUUCCAGAUGAUUUCCUGGGAGGACACUAGGCCAUAUAUGACAAAAAAGGAGCCACAAACAACAUGCACACGAAGCUGAAAGUAUUACUAAUUACUUAUUACAUGUAGUAACGCAUCUUCUAAUAAAAUCAUUCCAUUUUUUACAAAAU